Messenger RNA from Pseudoliparis swirei, 3664 nucleotides. Its product is annotated as cell surface glycoprotein 1-like. The transcript has a single exon. The record is from RefSeq and is a predicted model, not a curated record. Bases 1 to 1662 code for a protein of 553 amino acids. Lineage: Eukaryota; Metazoa; Chordata; Actinopteri; Perciformes; Liparidae.
AUGGGAACAUCGUCCCUCUCCGUUCCCUCGCUGUGUGACCCUCCUGCUGUUUCCACCGGCAACAUUCCCUCUACACCUGUCCAAACCCCCCCAUCUCCCACCGAACCAGAACCAGCCCAAACCCCCUCAUCUCCCACCGAACCAGAACCAGCCCAAACCCCCCCAUCUCCCACCGAACCAGAACCAGCCCAAACCCCCCCAUCUCCCACCGAACCAGAACCAGCCCAAACCCCCUCAUCUCCCACCGAACCAGAACCAGCCCAAACCCCCUCAUCUCCCACCGAACCAGAACCAGCCCAAACCCCCUCAUCUCCCACCGAACCAGAACCAGCCCAAACCCCCUCUGCUCCCACUGAACCAGAACCAGCCCAAACCCGCUCAUCUCCCACCGAACCAGAACCAGCCCAAACCCCCUCAUCUCCCACCGAACCAGAACCAGCCCAAACCCCCUCUUCUCCCACCGAACCAGAACCAGCCCAAUCCCCCUCAUCUCCCACUGAACCAGAACCAGCCCAAACCCCCCCAUCUCCCACCGAACCAGAACCAGCCCAAAGCCCCUCAUCUCCCACCGAACCAGAACCAGCCCAAACCCCCUCAUCUCCCACUGAACCAGAACCAGCCCAAACCCCCUCAUCUCCCACUGAACCAGAACCAGCCCAAACCCCCUCAUCUCCCACUGAACCAGAACCAGCCCAAACCCCCUCAUCUCCCACCAAACCAGAACCAGCCCAAACCCCCUCAUCUCCCACCGAACCAGAACCAGCCCAAACCCCCCCAUCUCCCACCGAACCAGAACCAGUCCAAACCCCCUCAUCUCCCACCGAACCAGAAUCAGCCCAAACCCCCUCUGCUCCCACCGAACCAGAACCAGCCCAAACCCCCUCUUCUCCCACCGAACCAGAACCAGCCCAAACCCCCUCUUCUCUCUCUGCUCCCACCGAACCAGAACCAGUCCAAACCCCCUCAUCUCCCACCGAACCAGAACCAGUCCAAACCCCCUCAUCUCCCACCGAACCAGAACCAGCCCAAACCCCCUCAUCUCCCACCGAACCAGAACCAGUCCAAACCCCCUCAUCUCCCACCGAACCAGAACCAGUCCAAACCCCCUCAUCUCCCACCGAACCAGAACCAGUCCAAACCCCCUCAUCUCCCACCGAACCAGAACCAGUCCAAACCCCCUCAUCUCCCACCGAACCAGAACCAGCCCAAACCCCCUCAUCUCCCACUGAACCAGAACCAGCCCAAACCCCCUCUGCUCCCACCGAACCAGAACCAGCCCAAACCCCCUCUUCUCCUACAGAACCAGUCCAAACCCCCUCUUCUCUCUCUUCUCCCACCAAACCUGCCUCUCUCUCCCCCACCAGGAAAGUCCCUUCUUCCUCUCCCACGGAACAAGCGUCCCCUUCCCCAUCCUCCCCCGUCAAACCCGUCACCUUCUUCCCGUUCUCUUCCCCAACCAAACAAGAAUCUCCCUUUCCAUCACCCGUUCAUCCAACCCUGUUUCCCUCUCCUCCCUCGACACCUCCCAGAUCCACAACCCCGCCCUCUCCCACUGGUCCUCCCUCUCCCACUGGUCCUGCCUCUCCCACUGGUCCUCCCUCUCCCACUGGUCCUCCCUCUCCCAGCCAUUUACCUGCUGAAGAGCUAAUGGAGACGAUGUAAAUGUGUCGCCAUCUCGCCCCCACUACUUCUUACAAGUGUCAGAAAACAUUAUCCGAGGAGGUUAAAACUCCAUCUUGAGCUUUUCCUGUAGCUGUAAACUGAGCCAGUCGACCGCUGUGUCCAUAUUUGUAUCUCUCUCUCCUCCCACUCAUUUCCAGAGACGGAGGAUACAAAUCGUUUUCCAAGCGUUUGUCAGUUUGUAUAUAUGUUUGUAUUUAUUACUCGAGGAUUUGUAGAAAGGGAGUGAACUGAAUGCAUCACUGUUAUGAGGUGUUUGUCUUAGUAGUUACACGUUAAUGUGAAUUAUUUUAUUUAUUAUCCCAUUUUGACUGCCUGUCGCUCUUUUGUAAAUAGUUCUGCAUUACUCACACACCAUUGUGGACUCCUCUUGCUUCAGCAGUGACACUAGGUCCAUAACACAUACAAGUAUUUCAACAUAUUAAACAUCUGAAAUUGCAAGCCUCGCUACCUGUAAUCCAACUUUUAGCACGAUCAGUAUUUGUGAGACCCCGGUCAGCUGAAUGGUAAUACGUUGAUAAAUAAAGGUACUGCCUAACCAAGCAUCUAAUAACGAGAAGGGCUAUGCUUUGUUUGUUAAACAUGUCAUCUCUAUUUGGAGAUGUUAUGCAUUUGUGUGCCUUUUUAAAAUGAUGCUGGUAAAAAGCAGAUCUGCUCACGUUGACACACACCGCUGUUUACUUUAAAUUUAAAGAGAUAAUCAACAUUUCUUUUCCUGUUACCACUAGUUCAGUGGUUCCUAACCCCCAUAAAAAGUAUGUUGUCUACUUCUGACCCCUUGUUAUGAAUUUAUCUGCAUUGUGGCCAUUUCAACCAAAGAUUUAUUUAUAUUUAAUGACAUUUAAGGGCCGAAAGAAAAGGAAAUAUCAAUUAAUUCAAAAGCACAAAGCAAACAAAAUAUAUAUAUAUAUAUCGCUAUAAUAAAUCCUUCUUUGCUCUCCUGUUAAUCACCUCAGAUGUAUUGAUCUCCCAGACUCCUCAGGUGUGGCUCUUGUUAUUUAUCCUUGCAGAAAGCGUUGGGUUACUUUGCUGAGCUUAUGAGAUAUCAGAGAUGUACGUCACCACAACACAAUGGAGGAACUUAGUUUGUGGUACUUGGAAGAUUUCUUUUAAUAUUUACAAUUUUUAAAAAGUUACAGCUGAGUGUCUAUUUUAUCUUUGUUUUCAAUUUAGUUUGUAGAAUUCAUUGUAUUGGGUAGGAACUAGGAAGUUAUUUUAGAUAAAACCAAAUAAUUUCCGUGCACCCACUGAAACUUAGACAUACUGACGCAUUAAUCCAAAUGCUGUUUAUGUCCUUAAUGUGUACAUCGUGAAGAACCUUAGUUGUCCACUUUUGAUUUGUUUGCCUUUGUGUGUGAGCAGUUAAAGUCCCUGGGUGACUGCUGUAGAUAAACAAUAGAGAAACAGACUUUAAACUGCAGGUUUGUUUCUAAAGGACUUUUCAGAACUGUGAAGUCAGUUCUGCACAGAAAAGACAAACUAAACUCAGAAUACCAGUUGAUGUAAUUCACUUAAAAUCCGACACUGCGGUUUGCAUGAAACAAGUCAGCGCAGCAGUGGGUUUUGAUCUGGGUUUGAGUUGUUGACAUGGUAACAGGUAUGUGCUUGACUGCAAAAUGGGACUUUUGUUUUGUUAUGUGCACUUCCUGUUGUAAUCUCCAGAGCGUUUAUCCCGCUGAGUCGUGACCUCAACAUGCCUCUUUGCCUCUCCAGGACUUCCAGCUGCAUGCGUACUCCAUUCCACUUCCUGCCUCAGUCAGUCAAAACCCUCAGUCAGUUGAUUCAAGUUAUCAUGUUGCUUCCUCUUAUAUAUUUAAAAGUAGACUUUGAUCUGCAGUUUGUAAAGGGAAUUUGUAUGAAAAGUUUGAAACCAGGUUUAUCAUCCGUGUCAAACUGGAGCAAUGUUCUUAAAUAUGCAUCGAGUGGCUGCUUUUAAUGUCCCGUUUAGAAACAGCAAAACAAUGCAAUAAAGACUUCAAAUGAA